Messenger RNA from Nothobranchius furzeri (turquoise killifish), 3595 nucleotides. RefSeq names its product low density lipoprotein receptor-related protein 10 (gene lrp10). Gene Ontology annotation, cellular component: plasma membrane. The record is from RefSeq and is a predicted model, not a curated record. Gene Ontology annotation, molecular function: low-density lipoprotein particle receptor activity; protein binding. Lineage: Eukaryota; Metazoa; Chordata; Actinopteri; Cyprinodontiformes; Nothobranchiidae.
GAGCCGCCGCAUUAGGCGGAAGUAGCUGAAAACUUGUCAACAAGGAAGGCCGACUGACAGGGUAAAGUCUUCUGGAGCAAAAACUCCUGAAAUGGCACUUUUCUGACAUCCAUCAUGAAGUUAUGUUAAAAAUCUUCCAAGUCUUCAUUUUUAACCAGUUUUAAACAUUUAAGAGAAGAAGAAGCAUUUCCACAAUGACCCUAACUCACCAUUUUUCAGUGCUCCUGUUUUUCUCCGUACCAGCUUGCGUUCAGAUUGGUCCUGCUUCCUGCUUCGGCCGCUGUGGGCUGACCCCUCAGGUUCUGGACCGUAAAGUGGGAGAAAUCAGGAGUUCUGCUUAUUACAGCUGGUCCUACAGGUUCGGUUCUGCUUCUGACUGCUGGGUCAUCCAGGGUCCGGAGGAUGAACCCAUCAUUCUCAGCUUCUCUCAGUUCUCUGUGAGAUGUGGGAAUGAAUCACUUUCCAUAGAUUCAUCAGCCGGCGGUUCUGCCCGCGUUCUUUGUGGCCCCACGCUGCCGCAGCCGCUGAGGUUUCCAGGAGGAAACAUCACUCUGAUGCAUUAUUUCUCCCCUCACACGUUUCCUGUAUCAACGUUUCUGCUGAGCUAUGCCAGAGACUCAGGUGACUGCCCAGAGAGGUACUUCAGGUGCCAUGGGGGCGGGUGCAUCCCCCCCUCUUGGCGCUGUAACGGCCAGGUGGAGUGUCUGACCGAAGGCUACGGCAGCGAUGAGAAGGGCUGUUAUGAAGAUCUGGAAAACCGGGGGGCUGAGACUACGGAGAGAACCGGCAACCCAACCGCAGAAAGAGACAAGGGCAUCGACAAAGGCUGGGGCUCAGACAGGUCCACUGAUGGCUUCAUCUUCCAGGAUUUUUGGCCACCACGGAGGGAGGGGGGUGUGGUCAAUCCAGAACAGCCACUGACCCAGAAGCACCCUACUGUGACACCCACUCCCAUUGAGUGGCCUUGUGGGGGAUCUCAUCACACCUUCUACGGGAUCUUCUCUCCUCCAGUCUCUCGGGGUCAGGGGAUGCUUUGUGUCUGGACUCUGGACCCCGGGGACUCCAGACCGCUGAGACUGGACCUCCAGCAGCUGGUCCUUGGGCCCGAUGACCGACUCACCGUUUACAAUCGAGAGGAAGGCAAAGGAGACGUCAUCAGAAAUAUCACCAGCAUGUCUAACUCCAAAGCCAUCAGAGUUGAGUCCCACACAGGCCUGAUGUCUCUGGUCUACGAGAUCCGUCCUUUCUCCUAUGACACUGGCUUUAAGGCCACCUUCCACGUGGGGAGCUACUGCCCCCCGUGGGAGGGUCACUGUGGGGGAACAUCAGGUGGGUGCUUCACCCAGCAGCAGCACUGCGACGGGAAGUGGGACUGCCCCGAGACCGGAAAGGACGAGCAGGGUUGCAGGGGCUGCGGCCCGGACCAGUUUGCGUGCGGUUUGUCGGGACAGAGAACAAUGGCGUCCAACCGCUUUCUCGGCAAGCUUAUGUGUUACCAGUUAACAGAGAGAUGCAACUACAGGCUGGAGUGCAACGACGGCAGCGAUGAGAAGGACUGCAGCGUUUGUCAGCCGGGGACCUUCCAUUGCGACAAUGACAGGUGCGUGUACGAGACCUGGCGCUGCGACAACCAGGUGGACUGCAAAGACGGCACGGACGAGCUCAACUGCACCGUCAUGCUGCCCCGUAAGGUCAUCACCGCGGCAACGGUGGGCAGCCUCGUCUGCGGGCUGCUGCUGGUCAUCGCCAUGGGCUGUACGUGCAAACUGUACUCGCUCAGGUCUAGAGAAUACAGCAUGUUUGCUCCGAUAAGCCGCCAAGAAGCAGCGCUGAUCCAGCAGCAGGCUCCUCCGUCCUACGGUCAGCUGAUCGCUCAGGGCAUCAUUCCCCCCGUGGAGGAUUUUCCCACAGAAAGCGCCAACGAGACCUCGUCUCUUUCUCUGAGAGGAAUCCUCCAGCUCCUCCGUCAGGACGCCCAAAACUCCCCCCACCGGAGACGCAGGCCCCGAUUCGUCCGCCGUGCCAUCCGACGCAUGAGGAGGUGGGGCCUCAUCCCCAGAACCUCCAGGUCGGGUCAGACCUCCAGCUCCGGGCAGCAGCCUAGCUCUUCUCCGUCUGCUCAGGGGCUGAGCACCUCCUCCCCCGCCAGGUCCUCCUCCUCAGCGGAGGCGGUGGAGGCCGCCAACCAGCCGGUGUCUCAGAAACUGGGCCUGCUGGCUCAAACAGAGCAGCAGCAGGAGCAGGAAGUGUCUCCUCCUCUACUGCCGCUGCUCCCACCACCUGAUAGCUCCACACCUCCUCCUCCCUACGCCCCCCCAGCCCCUCCCCCGGACACUCCUCCCGUCUCCGCCCCCCCCAGCAGCCCCUACCAUGCCUCCAUUUUGCAAACACUAGGCAUCGGUAUCUCCCUCUUCAGAGCUUCGCCCUCUCCUUCCUCUUCCUCCUCCGCCUCAGACGACGAGGUGCUGCUCAUCCCACUGUCUGAAGACACGACUUCAGAGGACGACGUGCCCAUGCUCACCUGAUCACCCCGCCUCACAGCUCUUAUUCUUUUUCCUGCUUUUUUCUUCAUCACCCUCAAAAACUGACCCCUCGCCCCUCCUGUAGGUGGUUGAACAUGAGCACAGGACAGCGAGACUCUUCCUCUCUGUGCCGGUCUGGUGCCUUUUGGAUUCAGUGACGUUUAAAACCACACGUUUAAAAAAAAAAAAAAAACUCCCCCCAAAAAUUCAGACGUAUGUUUAUAUUUAGUCAGACGUGCACUUAACCGACGCUGGGCUGCGAUUAGAAGCCAAACUUUUGCACAGAAGGAUCUUUUCCAGAUCCGAAACACUGACGCAGGCGAUCACGCCGAACGGUUAGAGUUCUUAAGGUGGAAAUGACUGCGUUUGUAUAGCUGCAACAGAGUGAAUGUGUUUUAUUUUAGUCUUAGGUCAACAAUAGCGAGACUUUAAAUGUGGAUUGUCUCUGCGCACUCGUACCACUCGCAUCUAAAUGGAUUUUAGAGCAAAUAUGUGGAAUAUUUCCCCCGUUUAAGUGCCUUUCUGAGAGGACACGCACACACACUCACACACACGCACACACACACACACACACACACACACACACACACACACAGGCUUGUAUUUUCUCCAUCAACACCAGUGGCUUUACUGUAAAAUUAGACGUGUUCUCUGCGAGCUGCAGUAACCUUUGGAGAUCCUAUAGUUUGAGUGCACAUUACAAGUGAAUGUAAAUGUUUCAGAAGACAAUCUCUCUGGUGCCUGGUUCUGUGUGUGUGUGUGUGGGUGUGUAAAACGGGAAGAAGACAGCCCUAAAUUCACAAAAAGAACCUCAACCUCUCAGCUUUCUAGAGACUUCUGUUGUGCCAUUAAUGUUAUCAUCAGCCAUUUUUACAGGGUUUUAUUUCAGCAUCUUUAGUUUAUUUGUGGCUUUAUUGAAUGUACUAGGGUCAAUGUGGAGUUGCCAGAGGUUUUAAAAUGAAAAUACUGUGUAAGUAAAUAAAUGAGAACGUGAUUUUAUGAUUUAAUGAGGUCAACUUCAUUGUAAAUAAGUAAAAGCAUUUGUGGCAGAGAUGAAACGAUUUGCACUUUUA